AUGAAGUCUUUCGCUGCCGCCGCCUUCCUCCUCGCCACCCUCGCUGAGGUUGCGCAAGGCCACUACAUCUUCCAAUACCUCACCGCCAACGGUGCGAAGGGUGCCCAGUACCAGAACAUCAGGAAGAACACGAACAACAACUCACCCGUCACCGUAUUGACCGACACCAAUCUUCGCUGCAACGUAGGAGGCGCUUCAGGAAGCAGUACUACCACCGUCUCCGUCGCCGCCGGCUCCUCAGUCAGUUUCACCGCAGACCAAGCAGUCUACCACCAGGGCCCCGUCUCCUUCUACAUGACCAAGGUCUCUGACGCCCCAGCCGCUGAUGGCUCCUCCGACUGGUUCAAGAUAAAGGAGAUUGGUCCGACGUUCAGCGGCGGCCAGGCGAAAUGGGACUUGAGCCAGACAUAUUCUGUCAAUAUCCCAAGCUGCGUCGCACCCGGUGACUACCUGCUUCGUAUCGAACAGCUCGGUAUCCACAACCCUGGGUCGCCGCCUCAGUUCUACAUCUCUUGCGCGCAGGUGAAGGUUACGGGGGGGGAGGGUCGGGGACGCUCUCGCCGACCACUAAGAUCCCUGGGCAUGUUAAGGCUACGGAUUCGGGGUACACUGCGAACAUCUACAGCCCAGACUUCAAGAGCUAUGUUGUUCCUGGACCGAAGGUGGCGACUUGCUGAGGAAAUAGCAAAGAGUUUAGUGAGGACUCUAUAG
This is a messenger RNA of Didymosphaeria variabile, 711 nucleotides long. RefSeq lists its product as uncharacterized. The transcript is spliced from 3 exons. The record is from RefSeq and is a predicted model, not a curated record. The coding region runs from base 1 to 711 and encodes 236 amino acids. NCBI's taxonomy places the organism in Eukaryota, Fungi, Ascomycota, Dothideomycetes, Pleosporales, Didymosphaeriaceae.